Molecule: messenger RNA, 1152 nt
Organism: Aphanomyces astaci
Lineage: Eukaryota; Oomycota; Saprolegniomycetes; Saprolegniales; Verrucalvaceae
Exons: 5
Coding region: 1-1062 (353 amino acids)
Source: RefSeq, a predicted model, not a curated record
AUGUCGUCUAACGCGGGCGCGACCACGGAUGAGGUCCUGCCGAUUGUAGACAAAACUCUUGCUCGACGUCAAUACUUUCGAGAGAGGCAGCGCAAGUGUCGCCGCAAGUUGAAUGCUGACGUAGUGGCCAUCACAGAAGAGUUCGUGCACCUUCAGUCGGUCCUUGAUGGCCUUCAAGCCAUUCGUCCGCCAUCGGUGGCGCCGCAUGAAGCAAGCGAUGGUCCGUUGUCCUGGCAUUCCAUUGCCGCUGUGUUCAAAAGAGCAUCCCAUCGGGUCUUGACCGACCGCCAGUCCCUCAUCGCACAAACGCAACAGUACCAAUCCCUCAUGCACGCCAUGCAACGCUUUGUCGUGAUGAACAUUCCGCCGCCCAUGUCCCGCAGCAAGGAUGCGUGGCACAGUGCGACGUUAGUGGCCGACCCGAGUGCUCGAAACCUAGACGACGAGCUUUACCAACUUGACAUGCAAGCGCCGGACGACCACGAAUCGAUUACGUUCUUGGAACGGAUGCAAUACACCCUGCCAGGAACGGUAGCAUCGUUCCGACGAUUCUUCGAAUCCCAUCGUAUGCGGGACGUGUUUUUUAUGGACCUCCCCGAGAUGGUCGAAGAGCGCACGAACAACACGCGACUGUUGCACACCAACACGCCCGACGGCGCGUUCGUAAACUCGCUCCAAGGACACUUUCAUGAAGCCGAUCGGUUCAUCGUAGUCGUACGCCAAGUCGAACACGACGAAGUGCAUGUGUGUGACCCCGUGCUCAGGCAGCGGCACUACCGGUCGUGGAUGGAGGUGCGGCAGGUGUCGCCCACCCAUAUCAUCAUGCGGACAGUCGGUCACUUGUCUCGCGUGUUUCGAGCCCGCGAUGGGUUUGUGAGUACGACCGAGCUCGCGGUGCUGAGGGGCAUCGAUUUAACGGGCAUCCAAGACGACCAGAAGGACGCGUACGUGUGGCGCGAGUUCAUCCGACGGGGAAAUGCGAAUUUCGUGUCUUGGCGACGCCGGUUCACGGCCUUGAUGCAGGAGGAAUCGCAACACCAUCAUGAUAACCACGAGGAUUGAACGAGCUUUGCUUUGUGCCUUGGAGAUCAUCCACUGCAUUAUGGAACGGUAAUAUAACGAAGGUUGCCGCCGGUGACAUGAGUAACGAUA